Molecule: messenger RNA, 411 nt
Organism: Toxotes jaculatrix (banded archerfish)
Lineage: Eukaryota; Metazoa; Chordata; Actinopteri; Toxotidae
Product: transcription factor HES-5-like
Exons: 2
Coding region: 16-411 (131 amino acids)
Biological process (GO): regulation of neurogenesis; regulation of transcription by RNA polymerase II; anterior/posterior pattern specification
Cellular component (GO): nucleus
Molecular function (GO): RNA polymerase II cis-regulatory region sequence-specific DNA binding; protein dimerization activity; DNA-binding transcription factor activity, RNA polymerase II-specific
Source: RefSeq, a predicted model, not a curated record
CACAGAGAUCCAGACAUGGCGCCUACAAUCACAGCAGCAAUGACCAACUCUCAGGAGCAUCUGACUCUGACCCACAAGCUCAGAAAGCCUCUGGUGGAGAAGUUACGCAGAGAGCGAAUCAACAGCAGCAUUGAGCAGCUCAAGUCUCUCCUGGGUCCAGAGUUCCUCAAACAGCAGCCAGACUCCAAGCUGGAGAAAGCAGACAUCCUGGAGAUGACAGUUUGCUUCCUGACACAGCUGCAGCAGCAGAAUCAGCAGCACAGAAGACUGCUCAACCACUUCAACAAGCUGCAGUCUCCCUCUGAUAACAACCUGACAGAGGCUGACUUCUCUCCUCUGAGCUCCACAGUCCACACCAGCAUCACCAAAGAGAAGAGUCCAGUCAACAGUGCCCUCUGGAGGCCGUGGUAG